AAUAAAUAAUGUGUUCAAUAUUUCAAAACGCCAGAUUUUAGAAUUAUUUUUUUGUUACCUUUAGACAAAAAAAGAUCUAAGUACAAUAAGGAUAUUUUCCAGACUGAACACUGACUCCGUAGAAUUCUUAACUUCCGGUAACACUCUCUGGGAUGGUAUCGUGUGGUUAUAGUUUGUCCUAAACAAGCGUCGACCGAGUUGAAUACAGUUGCGAAAAAAAUGGCAGAAGACAUUCAAGAAAAUCUCAAGACAUACAAACUACAACUUCAACAAGUAGAGGCCUCCUUGACUACUGAUGCAGAAAAUGAAGACUUACUCAAAUUGAAGAAAGACUUGCAAGAAGUGAUAGACCUGACAACAGAGCUGAUAGUUGGCAAACUAACAGCAGCAGCUGAUGGGGAUGAAGGCCAUCAUGAUGGUGUUGGUGAGGGAGAACCUACUGUGUCAGAACACAGCUGGAGUGUGGGGACAAGUGCUCAGCACAUUCAGGAUGCCAGGUACUAUGAGGCCUUGAUUGAUGAGAUCCUGGAUGACGGGACAUGCACUAUCACGUUUGAUGACUAUGGGAACACAGACGUUACACAAAUAUCUUCACUGAAGCCAGCUGAUCCAAGUCAGUCACUGGACAGACAGACAGACAACAAGCCAAAGUCAAAGAAAGAUUUAGCAGUACAACAGAGGGAAUAUAAGAGGAAGAAAGCUCAGAAGAAAGCCCUGCGAAUGAAGAUGUUAGAGGAAGAACGUGAGCAAGAGAAGAGCAAGUGGCAGUCAUUCAAUGCCAAGACAUUUUCCAAGACAAACAAAGGUCGUGUCAAGAAGAGCAUAUUUGCAACCCCUGAUGGGGACAAGGGCAAGGUUGGGGUCGGAACAUGUGGAGUAGGGGGCAAACCUAUGACAGCAUAUCAACACCAGGAAAAAUGGAAGAAAUGACACCCUUUCGGAUAUUAACGGAACUUUUGUCUGGUCUCACAAUCCAUGGAGAAAAGGAAUUCUGGACACUGAUGACUGUUCAGUUAUGACUGUAAGCCAUGAAACUGUUCAUUAUUCAGUGAGACAUUUAUGAGACAUGAGACAUCUUCAGUAGCAAACAGACUGUGACAACUGAGGAUCUCCACUGAUACAGGACUAUUGUACACAAGGCAUCCACUGUCCUGGUAGUGUGUUGUAGUGUUGUGACCCUGAGUGUUUCGACCUACUGAGGAACCAGAUCCAAGUGAUGCACUAAUCAUAUGUGUGUACAGUCAUCUUCUUAUGCUAGACACAGAUCAUUUCACAGGGUUAAUAUCACUUAAAAUGAACUGAAAUAAAUUGAUUUUUAUACA
Molecule: messenger RNA, 1322 nt
Organism: Haliotis rubra (blacklip abalone)
Lineage: Eukaryota; Metazoa; Mollusca; Gastropoda; Lepetellida; Haliotidae
Product: survival of motor neuron-related-splicing factor 30-like
Exons: 7
Coding region: 220-930 (236 amino acids)
Biological process (GO): regulation of alternative mRNA splicing, via spliceosome
Cellular component (GO): nucleus; precatalytic spliceosome
Molecular function (GO): RNA binding
Source: RefSeq, a predicted model, not a curated record